Cimex lectularius (bed bug) is the source of this 1526-nucleotide messenger RNA. It is a transcript of the gene CSN4, whose product is annotated as COP9 signalosome complex subunit 4. The record is from RefSeq and is a predicted model, not a curated record. Lineage: Eukaryota; Metazoa; Arthropoda; Insecta; Hemiptera; Cimicidae. Bases 120 to 1358 code for a protein of 412 amino acids. Gene Ontology annotation, cellular component: COP9 signalosome; cytosol. The transcript is spliced from 9 exons.
CCUGCGCCCUUAUAAGUUAUAACCUUUCGGCCGUCAACAAUCUAUUCUGAUUACAAUUUUCCCGUUUUGGCCGAAUAUAAAUCUUGUAAAGUGUUCACGAGCUUGGAUCUCAUCGUAAGAUGUCGAAUCCGGCGAGCGUGACCAAUUCCCUCCGCCAGCAGCUCAUGGUACUCAUCACAUCAGGAGGCUCGCACAAAGACCAAGCCGAAAAAUACAGGGCAAUAUUGGAAAAUAUUCUUGCAACUCCACAUGAUGCUAUUGAAGAACCUUUAAAAGUCUUUAUAGAAGCAAUUGUAAAUGAAAAUGUCAGCCUUGUCAUAUCCAGACAAGUACUGACGGACAUAACCGGCCACUUGCUUGUGCUUCGGGAGGACUCUUCCAAAACUAUUUCUCAUUUUAUACUUGACAAGGUACAGCCAAGAGUGAUUUCUUUUGAGGAACAGGUGGCGAGCAUUAGGCAGCACCUUGCCAGCAUCUAUGAACGUGAGCAGAACUGGAAAGAGGCUGCUAAUGUUCUUGUUGGCAUUCCUCUUGAAACUGGCCAGAAACAAUAUUCAGUUGAUUACAAGCUGGAAACUUACAUGAAAAUUGCACGUUUGUAUCUUGAAGACUAUGACCCGGUUCAAGCAGAAGCUUAUAUCAAUAGAGCUUCAUUGUUACAAGCUGAAUCAAAAAACGAGCAACUACAGAUUUACUACAAAGUUUGUUAUGCCCGUGUGCUUGAUUAUAGAAGAAAAUUUAUCGAAGCGGCUCAGAGAUAUAACGAACUUUCUUACCGCACCAUCAUCCAUGAAGAUGAAAGAAUGACUGCUUUAAGAAGUGCUCUUAUCUGCACAGUUCUAGCUUCAGCAGGCCAACAGAGAAGUCGAAUGCUAGCGACAUUGUUUAAAGACGAACGAUGCCAACAGCUUCCUGCUUACAACAUUCUCGAAAAGAUGUAUUUGGAUAGGAUAAUCAGAAGGAGCGAACUGAAGGAAUUUGAAUCUCUUCUACAACCGCACCAAGAAGCGCAUACUUGCGAUGGAUCGACCAUACUUGAUAGAGCAGUCAUAGAGCACAACCUUCUCAGUGCUAGCAAACUUUAUAAUAAUAUUACGUUUGAGGAGCUUGGCGCCCUCUUAGAAAUUACACCGACUAAGGCUGAAAAAAUUGCUAGUCAGAUGAUCACCGAGGGCAGGAUGAAUGGUUUCAUCGAUCAGAUAGAUUCAAUAGUUAAUUUUGAAACACGGGAAGUUCUACCCGCUUGGGACAAACAGAUUCAAUCACUUUGCUACCAAGUCAACCAAAUAAUAGAGAAAAUCUCCAACACACAGCCUUUGUGGAUUCAGAAAGUGAUUGAUGAACAGAUGGUACAUUGAAUUUAGAGAAAACUGAAUUACAAUGUUGAUACAAAUAAAACAUAAAUUUUUAAAAGGGGAUGUUUUGGUAUAUUCUAUGUAUAAACUUGUCAAUACGGAAUAUUUUUCCUUAAUUUUGAGUUGUAUUUUUCAUCUGAUCUGUAUCUUAAAUAUAUUUGAAAAAUAAAA